Drosophila sulfurigaster albostrigata is the source of this 468-nucleotide messenger RNA. RefSeq lists its product as uncharacterized. The record is from RefSeq and is a predicted model, not a curated record. Lineage: Eukaryota; Metazoa; Arthropoda; Insecta; Diptera; Drosophilidae. Bases 122 to 430 code for a protein of 102 amino acids. The transcript is spliced from 2 exons.
AUGUUAUUGUUUUAUUUAUUUAUUUAAUACUACAUUUAAUAGAGAAGAGAGUAUUGGCUGCUGGGGCCUUCGACUCGACAUUGUUUUAAUCAACAACAUUUAUUUGCUAAACGUGCUAAGUAUGGGCAAGCAAAAAGUUGAUUUGCUUGCCGAGCAGGAGCUUCCGGCCGAGCCGUUACCCAUUCCCAAUCUGGAGGACCCGCUGGAGGCGAGCGACAAUGACAUCAAGAUGGUCCGCUUCAAUUUGGCCCAAGGCUGCAUUACACACACCAUCUUUCUGGGCGCGAUGCCUCCGCUGUUUGGCACCACUUUGCGUCCCGGCUUUCCGGCUGCCUUUGCCACAUUUUGCAACACUAUCAGGUGUGUGUGCUGGCAUCGGAAACUCCAAGCCUACUCUAUGCAACUCCAAGCCUACUCUAUGCAACUCUGACGAUAAUACACUCAUACUUAGAUUCUGACAUACACACA